AUGGUUUCUGUUUCCAGUGACUGCAGUGCUUUUUUUUCGCCGUCACCGCAGGUCCAUCAGAGGAAGGUCUUCCCCUUCAAUCCCUCCAGAGGUCCUUCCCCUGCAGACAGUCGACUGUCGACCCCUGCCCUAUCUGUUCAGACGGAACGGCACAGAACGCUGGGAGGGAAUCGACCGCAUGUCCUCACUACGCACGGUGUGGAAUUCAUCGCGGAGCCGGGGCCUUCGGUGCAUCCGGCCUUUCCGGCUUCCUCCGGGUUCCUGUCGCGCUCGCAGCCGCGGAGCACGGGGACGGUGCGGGGCGACGGCAUGGAUAAGACGCAUAAGGAGCAUGCCUAUGGGUCUGCGCACAUGUUCGGGCAUCAAGACGUGCGGAACAACAUGAACCCCUUCUUGGCACACUACCGGAUACCCAAGUGGGAGACGACAAGCACCAUGUAUGGCGAGCACUAUCGUCAUCCAGAACAGACCUACACACGACCCAUGAAGAAUCGCAUGCCAGUGUUUCACAUCAAUCUAUGA
Cladocopium goreaui is the source of this 522-nucleotide messenger RNA. NCBI's taxonomy places the organism in Eukaryota, Dinophyceae, Suessiales, Symbiodiniaceae. The record is from the annotation of a GenBank genome assembly.